Prorocentrum cordatum is the source of this 521-nucleotide messenger RNA. NCBI's taxonomy places the organism in Eukaryota, Dinophyceae, Prorocentrales, Prorocentraceae. The record is from the annotation of a GenBank genome assembly.
GACUCCUCCACGGACACCGCGCGGCUGAGCUUCCACUGCGCCACCCCGGGCAGCGGCACGCCGCACCGGCCGCCCGGGCGGCCGGCCGCGGCGGCGGCGGCGGGCGCGCCCCACGCGCCGCCGCGCGCGGCGGCGGGCUCCUGCGGCAGCCUACCGGGGCCGCCGUCGUCUCCCCGGACCGUGGCCAGCGGCCAGGACACGCCCAGCGGCCAGCCCCACGAACCUUCGGCGGCCUCGACCGGCGCCACGCCCUCCUUCCCCUCCGAGUCGCUCCGGGACCGCGACCGCGACAAGGGCUCAAAGUUCGUGUGCGUGAACGGGGUGUCCUACGUGCAGCUCCGCACCAUCGGGAGGGGCGGGAGCUCGAAGGUGUACCUGGUCCAGGGCCCAGCUGGCGAGACCCUGGCGCUGAAGCGGGUGGCCACGGACAGCGCGACGCAGCUGGAGGCCUUCCUCAAUGAGGUGACCCUGCUGAGACAGCUGAGCCAAUACCACGACCGAGUGAUUCAGGUUAUCCAGCC